Messenger RNA from Brachypodium distachyon (stiff brome), 4456 nucleotides. RefSeq names its product pentatricopeptide repeat-containing protein At2g33680-like. The record is from RefSeq and is a predicted model, not a curated record. Bases 24 to 2057 code for a protein of 677 amino acids. Lineage: Eukaryota; Viridiplantae; Streptophyta; Magnoliopsida; Poales; Poaceae. Gene Ontology annotation, molecular function: RNA binding; protein binding. Gene Ontology annotation, biological process: RNA modification. The transcript is spliced from 2 exons.
ACGACCUCUGCUUCCCUGUCCAGAUGCCCGUCGUGACCUACCGGUACCAAGCACUCAAAGAGGCCCUCGCUGCCUCCAUCUCCGCCGCCGGCGACGUGCGCAGCCCACACGCGCUCACCAUAGUCUCGGGCCUCGCCGGAAAUGGCUACAUCGCCUCCCUCCUCGUCUCCCGCUACUUCCGCCUCGGCGCCGCCGAUGCCGCGCGCAAGGCGUUCGACGCCGUGCCGGGGGCAGCAGCACCGGCCCCCGCCUCGUCCGAGGCCGCGGCCGCGCCGCCCAAACCCCUCCUAUACAACGCCAUGCUCCGCGGGUACCUCGCGCUUGGCCUCCCGCGCCUGGCCGUCGGUCUCUUCCGAGAGAUGGCGUGCCCACCCGACCGCCACACGUACCACCUCGCGGUGACCGCGUGCGCGCGCGCCUCGGAGUUUGAGAUCGGUCGGCGUAUCGGGAGCGAUGCAGAGGCCAAAGGGUUGGCGUCUGACCUCCUGGUUGGGACGGCGCUGGUCGUGCUGUAUUCUGAAGCGGGUGAUGUGGAGUCUGCUCGUAGCGUGUUUGAUGGAAUGCCACACCGAGAUGAAGUGGUCUGGAAUGCCUUGAUUGCUGGCUAUGCUCGUGUGGGUUGCUUGGGCGAGGCUCUGGGGUUAUUUGAAAGGAUGAGGUCGGUGGAUGGAGUGGCUCCGACUGAGGCGACACUAGUGAGUUUGGUUUCUGGGUUCGCAAGUUUUGGUUAUCGGGAGGUCUGUGAUAUGAUGCAUGCUGUUGUAAUUAGGUCUGGUUUCCACGUCCACAUCUUUGCUUGCAAUGCUCUUCUGGAGCUGUAUGCUGAGUUUGGAUGUUUGAGAGAGGCUGUGAUGUUGUUUCGUCAGAUGGAGGCGAAAGAUUCCAUCACUUGGAGUACGAUGAUUGGUGGGCUUGUUCGGAAUGGACGCCCAAAUUCUGCUCUAAAGCUUUUCCAUUGGAUGGUGUCAAAUUCGACCAUGUUGGCCACUAGGUCCAUUUUGGUUAAUGCCAUUAUGACCUGCGCUGAGCUGGGGGAUUGGAGAGAAGGAAAAUGGAUUGAACAAAGCUAUGUGCUGGCCAAGUCUAGUGAAUUCAAGAGAGAUUCCUCUGUGAUAACCGCACUGAUAUACAUGUAUGCAAAGUGUGGACAGUUCGAUUCCUCAAUCGAUCUUCUACAUGGACUUGCAGAAGUUAGAUAUGAUGUAAUUGCAUGGAAUGCUAUGAUCAAAGGCUGUGGAGUUUUUGGACAAGUGGAGAAGGCAAUAGGACUUGCAGUCGAAAUGCAGAGGGUAGGCAUUGGUCCGGAUGCUAUCACAUUCUUGGAGAUACUACCUAUGAUUUCUUUGAUUCCAUCGCUGAAAAAGGGGAUGGAAGCACAUGGUCAGAUAGUCAAAAGAGGUUUUGAGAAUGAAAAGACAAUUGCUAAUUCACUUAUUACCAUGUAUGGUCGAUGUGGGAGCCUUAGACAUUCAGUUGAUACCUUUGGUGGGAUUGUCAACAAGGAUGUAAUCUCCUGGACUUCUAUGAUGCAGGUAUAUGCCUGGAAUGGACAUGCUGCUGAAGUUGUUGAGCUUUUUGAACUGAUGAAGAAAUCAGAAGUAAAACCGAACAGCUACACUUUUCUUGCCGUGUUGUCUGCAUGUAAAAACACUGGUCUUGUUGAAGAGGGAAUGGACUUGCUCAAAUGCAUGGAACAUCAAUACGGUCUUGAGCUGAAUGUUGAGCAUAUUUCAUGUGUUGUUGAUUUGCUCUGCCGUACUGGACGCUUGACUGAUGCAUAUGACCUGAUAAAAAAUACUGUUUCUGAACACGUAAACAAGAUUAUUUUGUGGGGGAUACUGCUAAGUGCUUCCCGUUCAUGUGGAGAUUUGGUGAUUGGAGAAGCAGCUGCCAGACAUCUCUUAUCUCUGGAUCCAGAAAAUCGAGCCAACUAUAAAAUGCUCGCUGAUAUUUAUGUCUCACUUGGGAGACGGGAUAGUGCUGAUAAUAUCCUUACACAAUCAAUGUCAAGAGGACUGGACUCAAAACCAGGUUGUAGCUGGACGGAAGGUGGCUAAAACUUGCAGAUACAUGCUAGCAGGUCAUGAUAUCUUGAAAUGUAUGCAUAUAAUAGAGGAGGCUAAGCUUUGGAGAGUCGUCGGUGCCAAAGAACUCAGGAAAAUGCCGUGCAAGACCUCUGGACAGCGCUCCACGCGCAGCCGUCGCGGCACUGGCUGUACAGUUUUUUUCCUGCUUCUUUGUUUGCUUCGCUGCUUGUUUUGGCUGCUUGGCCGGUUGUACCUCUUGUGCCUUCUUGGUGUGACGCGUUUAAAAAAAGAAGUAAUAGUGUACUUAAACUAUUAAAUGCACAAUUAGAACAUGUGCUGGGUGCUAAUUGUUAGUCCAGAUGUGAUAUUUUUGAGGUACUCAAUUUAUGAAAGAAGUGGACCGAAACUAAGAGAGGGAUUAGUAGUAGUAACGUUAAAAACUCAAGAUUCAGUAUUCAGCAUUUCCUCUUCUAUUUUUAUUUCUCAAGUGACUGCAAUGCGCACGUCUUGACGAGAGUUGCUAGGAAUUUUGUGCAGUGCCUGUGUGAAUGAAAGACAGUAUUAUUAUUCUAUUUGACAAAUCUUGAGUGGUGAUCACCAUCCAAAUGGAACACUGCACACUAAUCUGGAUGCUUUGAAGCAUAUUCUUUAGGCGCCUACUCUAUUUAAUAAUUUGUUGUUGUACCGUCAUGAUUGUUUAGCUAGCUUUUCUUAUGUAGUUCAGGCCAAAUAAACAGUAUAAUCUUGGGGUUUUUCUUGGACCCUAGAAUGCUGCAGAAAGAAAUUUUGAAAUGGGAACUAUAUCAAGUUCUAGAGCUUAUGUCUUUUGGGCUCAUGGCAUUUUUUUAAGUUUCAUACACAUUUGAAGUACCACUAGAUCAAAUACUCCCUCCGUUUCAAACUAGUUGUACAUAUAGGUCUUCCAAGUUUUCUCAAGAUUUCCGAAGCCUAAUUAAUCAUCGUGAACUCUCCCUAGCAAAUAAUUUUAAUGCUAUCAUACUAUUGGACGGAGGGAGGUGGGGCUAAGUAGAGAUUGGAGGAAUGUUGAAUGCAUGGUGCAAUAAAUUGCAUUGAAAUACGAAAAGGGAGAUCAAGUGGUAUUUUAUCCAUCCUAAUUUGAAACGGAUGGAGUAUCAGUUUAGAGAUGAAUUGUUGGAUUUCUGUACUGUCCUAUCUCAUCCUAUCUCUUAUAUUGCAACCAGUUAGCAAAAAGUACUGAGCAUAUCUGCAUGGAUCAAGAUCUUUACCCCCUUGUUGAACUUGAAUCCCAAAAUAACUCUGAAGAUUUUAUCUUUUACUGACUCUGUAAAAUUGGGACAACUAGGAACCUUGUUUUUUUUCCUUCAUAUAAUGACCAGGAAUGUUGUUUAAAUCUAACAUUAUUGAGUUGCACCUCUAAUGAUAUUCAAUAUUAUCAAUAUAAUAAGUCAGAUCAUAGAGAUAAAUCAGGAGCCAAAACACAGUAAGAGUGCACACCAUGUCAGUAGUGAUGAAUGUGUCUUGACUUUGUUCUGUUGUAUGAAUUAUUUAUCUGAGUAUAUUCUGUCAGUGCUCUAGGUCUCAGAAAGUGGCAUCUCCAGGCUAGUAGAUCCUAACUAUUCUUUUCUGUAAUAAUGUUGAAGCUGUGGUACUUUAUACCCUUUUGGUCAAUUCAGUCAUGAUUUAUUUACCAAUGUCUCCAGACCGGGGAUGUGGCUUUUUCUAGAACCAAUAACACUUUCUCUGGAGAUGUGUUCCACAAUCUAGCAAUGUACUGAACUUUCUUCCCUCCUUUUUGAGACAAAUAUUUUCCUGAAUAAAUGUGAGUGUUUGUUGCUGUAAUACCAGCAGAUACUUGGGAAGUAUAUGAUAGAUAUAUGCACCUGUGCUUUUUAUCAUAAGUAAAAGUAAUAUCCUGCUCUAGUAUGUCAUUAAUUGGUAAAAAUCUUAAGUGACUACACAAUAUGCUGUCAGAAACUCUGAGCUACAAUAUAUCAUAAUUCAUAAGAGCAAAGCAAUGCCUUCAUGUGUGAUUGGGUGGCUAAAACAAAGUUAACAUCAGACUAGUGACAGAAAAAUUAUACCAAAUAUAUAAUAGUAGAUCUAAGAGCUGUAUCAGUUGGUCUUUUGUUUUUUCAAACAUGCAUCAGUUGGGCUUUUCAAAUUUGAGUAUUAGAUAGGGUGAAAUAUUAUGAGUUGUGCGCAAGAGAAAUUGUGCAGAUCAGAUGGCCUUGUAAUUUACAAGAAAAUGUUAAGAAAUAGUAAAACAGACUAGUAUUAUGAAGGUCGUCAGAAACUUGCACUCUUGUGCACACCACUCCCAAUCAUUUUACUCCUGCCAUCUGCCAAAUUGUAGCCCAUCUUUGAUUGCUGUUAGCCAUUCGAGAUGUUGACAAAAAUAAUUUUGGAAUACCCGCCAAUGUCACUACUAACACGGUAACACCAACCAU